This is a messenger RNA of Puma concolor (puma), 1125 nucleotides long. NCBI's taxonomy places the organism in Eukaryota, Metazoa, Chordata, Mammalia, Carnivora, Felidae. The record is from RefSeq and is a predicted model, not a curated record.
AUGCCAGCCAACCUCACGGAGGGCAGCCCCGACUCCAAGGGCUCCAGCGGGACCACGCAGACCCCGGAUGCUUCCCCAGCCCUCUGCACCGAAACGGUGACUUUCACUGAAGUGGUGGAAGGGGAGGAGUGGGGCUCCUUCCACUACUCCUUUAAGACUGAACAGUUGAUAACUCUGUGGGUCCUGUUUGUUUUCACCAUUGUUGGAAACUCCAUGGUGCUGUUCUCUACGUGGAGGAGGAAGAAGAAGUCAAGAAUGACCUUUUUUGUGACUCAGCUGGCUAUCACAGACUCUUUCACAGGACUGGUUAACAUCUUGACAGAUAUCAUUUGGCGAUUCACUGGAGAUUUUAUGGCACCUGAUCUCGUUUGCCGAGUGGUCCGCUAUCUGCAGGUUGUGCUGCUCUAUGCCUCUACCUAUGUCCUGGUGUCCCUCAGCAUAGACAGAUACCAUGCCAUCGUCUACCCCAUGAAGUUCCUGCAAGGAGAAAAGCAAGCCAAGGUCCUCAUCAUGAUUGCCUGGACCCUCUCUUUCCUCUUCUCCAUUCCCACCCUGAUCAUAUUUGGAAAAAGGAAACUCUCUAAUGGUGAAGUACAGUGCUGGGCACUGUGGCCUGACGACUCCUACUGGAUCCCAUACAUGACCAUCGUGGCCUUCCUGGUGUAUUUCAUCCCUCUGACAAUCAUCAGUGUCAUCUAUGCCAUUGUGAUCAGAACCAUUUGGAUUAAGAGCAAAGCCCACGAGACUGUGAUCUCCAACUGCUCCGAUGGAAAGCUGUGCACCAGUUACAACCGAGGGCUCAUCUCAAAGGCAAAAAUCAAGGCCAUCAAGUAUAGCAUUGUCAUCAUUCUCGCCUUCAUCUGCUGUUGGAGUCCAUACUUCCUCUUCGACAUGUUGGACAAUUUCAGUCUCCUUCCAGACACCGAGGAGCGCUUCUACGCCUCUGUGAUCAUUCAGAACCUGCCGGCUUUGAAUAGUGCCAUCAACCCACUUAUCUAUUGUGUCUUCAGCAGCUCCAUCUGUUUUCCCUAUGGGCAGCAAACAUCACGGGAUUCCAGAAUGACAUUCCAGGAGAGAACCGCGAGGCACGAGAUGCAGGUUCUAUCCAAGCCAGAAUUUAUCUAG